Molecule: messenger RNA, 507 nt
Organism: Hydra vulgaris (swiftwater hydra)
Lineage: Eukaryota; Metazoa; Cnidaria; Hydrozoa; Anthoathecata; Hydridae
Product: phospholipid hydroperoxide glutathione peroxidase, mitochondrial-like
Biological process (GO): response to oxidative stress
Molecular function (GO): glutathione peroxidase activity
Source: RefSeq, marked provisional
AUGGCUGCAUCAGACCCUACAAAAGCUUCUUCUAUAUUUGAAUUUCAAGCAAAAAGUAUCGAUGGUGAAGAUAUCAGUCUUUCGAAAUAUAAAGGUUUUGUUACACUUAUUGUUAACGUGGCCAGCAAGUGAGGUUUAACUGAACUCAACUAUGCUCAGCUUGCUGAUCUGCACACCAAGUAUGCUGAGAAAGGUCUUCGAAUUCUUGCUUUUCCUUGUAAUCAGUUUGGUAACCAAGAGCCUGGUACAGAUUUAGAAAUAAAAGAGUUUGCAUUAGCGCGAGGCGCCCACUAUGACUUAUUCAGUAAAAUUGAUGUUAAUGGAGAUAAGGCAGAUCCUCUGUAUAAAUAUUUGAAAUCAAAGCAGAAAGGUAUUUUUGGUAAUAAAAUCAAAUGGAAUUUUUCAAAGUUUAUUUGUGAUAAAAACGGUAUCCCUGUUCAAAGAUAUGCUCCUACAACAGAACCUUUGUCAUUGGUUCCAGAUAUCGAAAAGUAUUUAUGCCAAUAA